This is a messenger RNA of Aaosphaeria arxii CBS 175.79, 1871 nucleotides long. Its product is annotated as dienelactone hydrolase-like protein. Gene Ontology annotation, biological process: polyketide metabolic process. Lineage: Eukaryota; Fungi; Ascomycota; Dothideomycetes; Pleosporales. The transcript is spliced from 2 exons. The coding region runs from base 339 to 1637 and encodes 432 amino acids. The record is from RefSeq and is a predicted model, not a curated record.
CCCAUUUAGUAGUUACCUCGUAUCUUCCCAACUGAUAUCAUCCCAGCUAGAGCUCCUCCCUACCCCCUCCGCUUCUACUUCUACCUCCGACAUCCCCACAGCUACAAAUGCACCUUGAACUCCCCUCUUUUCGACAAAAAAUCUAUCAAACCUAUUAGUAUUCACUCGUUUCAAUUGGUCAAUUCACUCAGAACCUUUAUCUUUCCGUAACUAACUAGUAUCCACCAUUAUAUGACAUCUUCCAGAUAACACCAUCCACAUAGCUAUAUAUCUCCUUUCAACGCUGCAUUUCCCAUCCCAACCCAUAUUCAAGUCAGUUAUACCUUCGACCAGCAACCAUGGCCCAAUUCUACUCCUCCAACCCCUCUACCCCUCCCAUCAAGGUAUCACCCCACCUCACGAUCCAGCCCCCACUUUCACGUCGCGGUCAUGGUCCUGGCCUCAUUCUCGUCGCCGAUCACUAUGCCUCGCUCGACGAGAGUGACAAACAUCUCGACCCGCCGCCGCUCGUCAAGUGGGCCGAGGAAGGUUACGCGGUCGCACAGGUUCUCAUCCCCGGUAAAACAGAUGAGGAUGGGAGUGAGUUCCCAUUGAAAAGAGCGGUAGAGGAGCUGAGAAAGCUGGAGAGUUGCGACGAUGGUGGUGGGUUUGGAUUGAUUUCAUACCUGACCCGCGUCCCCUACUACGUCGAAGAAGCCACCUGCCUCUCCCAAGACAUUCGCGCCAUAAUCUCCUACGGAGGUAGGAAAUUCACCUCCCUCAACACCUCACACACCUCGCCUCUCCCACCGCAACUCAUCCACCUCUCCGGCGACGCCAAACCGCGCCGAGAAUCCCUCUCCGUCGUCCCAGAUACCAGCACCUCGACCCUCCGCGCCCAGGACAGCACCGUGAAGACCUACCGGUACACGGACGCACCCAAGGACUCCGCCUGGCCUCUCCCCUCCUCCGCAGAGUACCACCCCUCCUCCGCAAAGCUCGCCCACACCCGGUCCCUCACGUUCCUCAAGCCCCUGCUCAACGGCCCGCACUUCGACCUCGAGGACAUCUGGAACGAGCACACGCGGUACGAGUUCGAGGAGCGCGACGUCCCGAAGACGAUGGCGACGAUGGUGUCCCAGCCGUACGUCAACCACAUCCCCACCCUGACCGGCGGGAUUGGGAAGGAGAGGCUCACGGCGUUCUACACGCACAACUUCAUCUUCGCCAAUCCAGAGGACACGGACUUGAAGCUGGUGAGUAGGACGAUCGGGGUCGAUAGGGUGGUGGAUGAGUUUGUGUUCCGCUUCACGCAUGACAAGGUGGUGGAUUGGUUGUUGCCUGGUGUCCCGCCUACGGGGAGGUUCCUUGAGAUCCCGUUCACGUCGGUGGUUAAUAUGCGCGGGGAUCGGUUGUGCCAUGAGCAUAUUUCUUGGGAUCAGGCGACGGCAUUGAGGCAGGCGGGUUUGUUGCCUGAGUGGACGGAUUUUCCAUAUCAGAUCGAUGGGAAGGAGCCAGGGGCUGGGAAGAAGUUUGAGGUUAGGUUGCCCGUAUUCGGAGAGGAGACAUCUAGGAAGUUGGUCGACGAAGGUUCUGUGGAAAGUAAUACUUUGAUUGAGAAAGAUGGCGGGAAGGGAUGGAGGGAGACUGACGCAUGAACUUCAUGACGGUUUUAAUGAUGUGUAAAUUGACACGGGCGGCAUACGUAAUUGUAUAUUUUGCCCCAUGGGUGCAAUUAUAUCGGCAAUUGUAGUCAUGGCUUUAAUAACAAUGCUUGAGGGAGUAAUAUACAAUCAUCAGGGUAACCAUGAGGCUGAAAAAAGAUGUCGAUAGCAACGUCAUCUAUCCAUAGGGCCGAUACUUCAGUUAAUGAUUAAAAUAUGCCAGCAAAA